This is a messenger RNA of Triticum aestivum (bread wheat), 1437 nucleotides long. RefSeq names its product nascent polypeptide-associated complex subunit alpha, muscle-specific form. Bases 169 to 945 code for a protein of 258 amino acids. The transcript is spliced from 2 exons. The record is from RefSeq and is a predicted model, not a curated record. Lineage: Eukaryota; Viridiplantae; Streptophyta; Magnoliopsida; Poales; Poaceae.
UUGCCGGGCUGCACUCCUCUCCUCUCUUCUCAGCCCAACCUCUUUUCACAACCCACCUGCAGCCCAUCUGAACCCCCCCUCCGUGCUGGACCGUCAGAUCGCGAUCGGAGGCUCCGAGACGCUCCUAAAACCCCCCUAAACCCAAACCCUAGCCAUCCCUGCCUAUAUAUGGACAAUCCCUUCCAAAUUUGGCAGCCUAGCUCUUCCCCUACCUCCCUGCCGCCUCCCUUCUCAAAUUCCGUGCCACCAGCCGCCUUCCCCUCCAAAUUCGGCGCCAGCCACCUCUCCAGCGCCACUUGCCAGCCACCCAGUCGCCGGAUCGGCCUGCCGCAGGCCGCCACCUGGCUCCCCGUCGCUUCAGCCGCGCCUCCCAUCGUGCGGGCCCGCUUGGCCCAUCCGCGGCCCGCAGCUCGUCCCCAAGCUCGUCGCUCGAUCCCGAGCUCGUCGCCGUGCACCUCCCGUCUGUCCUCGUCGCUCGAGGCCACCGGAAUGCCGCCGUUCCUUGCGCCGGCCGUCGACCAUGGGCGCUCCGCCGCCAGGCCAGUGCCCCAGCGCCCUGCUUUUUCCUCUCCUCUCUUUCUCCCUUCCUCACUCCCUCUGUCCCCUGCAGUUCCGCCAUGGGCGCCCGAAGACUGGAGCUCGCCGCCUUGGGUCACCAAGCUUCGCAUCCCAUCAGAUCUGGUCGUUCUUCGCCGGAUCCAUCCAGCCUCGCGCCGAUCUGCUCCGUUCCCGACGGCCUCCGCCCUUCUUGCCUCGUCCGCGUCAAGUCCUGCCGGCGCCAUGCCCAACCUCUGCGUCGGCUUUGUCCUAGAGACGAACGAACUUGUCUCGCUGCCGUUGACCGGGCCGGUUCGCCUCCAACCCACCCUGGACCGCCAAGACCCGGUUGAACCGGCCGAUUUUCCCGAGAACCAGCCCGGUCCAACCUCGCCCCGGUCCGCGUGAACCCUGCCCGGUUCGUCUCCUCCACCCAACCGGCCUCUGGGCCCAACGUGAGCGCCGUCACCUAUCCCGCGCCACGAGCAUAUUUCUGCCAUGCUUCGCCUUGCCCUGUUGCAGCCCGUUAGUGCUCAAUUUUGGCCCAUGUAGUGUUUUUUUUCUUGUUUGCGAUUUUAGCUAUUUACCGGAGCUUGCCAGUUUUAUAGAAAACCCCCCUAGCUUCAUACAUAUAAUUACUCACAGACGGUGCAUCGGAUUUAAAUAAACUUUAUAUGUAAAAUGUCUAGAAUUUUGUCUAGUUUAAUAAUAUCCAACUUUCAUCCAUGUUUAAAAUGUUUUAAAUGAUGUUUGUUUAAAUUUGCUUAAAUAACUUGUUAAAAUGUUUUAAUUCAUAACUAUUUAAUUGUAGCUCCAAAUUUAACAAAAUUUAUAUGUAAUUGGGGUAGAAAAAUGCCUAGUUUAACAUGGUGGCUUCACCUUGCAUGUUUAACCACUCUA